GGCCUCUGCACCAACGUUACCGCGGCGCGCAGUCAGCAGCGUUGUGUGACUAAUUUAUUUGUCAUAUCCAUCUUACACUCACAUCAUACUCGACGAUCCUAGACAGCCACAGCGAGCAUAGUGCGGCAGUCGCCUUCAGCGCAACAUCCCUAGCUAAGAUGGGCUCGCAGCAACCGCAGAAGGCGCAGGCCUUGCCCAACCCAUAUGGCCUUCCAAAUCCAUACGUCCAGACGAGCCUGCCGAAUCCGUAUGUCGCAGCUACUGUUGCCUCGUCUGCGCCUGUCAAGUUCACAGAAGAGCAGGCAAAAGCCGAGCAGCAGAAGAAAGCACCUGGUAUCUACUUGACGAGCUCCAUACCAUGUCUUUGAACCACGACUCAUAAGCAUUUACAGCUUUUCACAACCCACACCAAAUCAAGCGCCCGCAGGCCAAGAAAGCCGGCACUGUCAAAAAGCCCCUCAUGCCCGUGGUUUCCUCUUCAGCUUCCACGACGAGCUCCUCGGACCCAGCACCAGCUCCAGGUUCGAAAGCGGAACAACAUGGCAUAGAUUGGUAUCGAAGCACAGCGGAUGACGAUGCAGCUAUCUUGGAGGAGAGGCGGCAGCGUCAAUACGAGGAGGCUCAAAGAAAGAAACAAAUGAAGAAGUUCCAAAAGCAAUUCGGGUAUUGGAACCCAACCGCUCCACACAAGCCUGAACGCUGGUCAAAUCUGAAGGCAUACCGAGCAAGUGGAGGGUAUAGGCGUAAACAGGAGGGAUUUAACGACUUCCUGCGAUCAGCUGCUCGCCAGUCUGAGCGCCCCAGAGAGGAGAGCGAGGGCGUCAAUGUCUCAAGGCCUAUCUCAUCCUCGGGCUCGACUUCCCCGCUGCCCUUGUUCGCACAGAAGCCCAGCUUUGCACCACCACCGUCCUACGAUCCACGUACCGCAAGUUCUGAGCAAGACGAUGAAACCCCUUACACGCGCCGCAUGCGUCUCUCGCAACAGCAAUCGAACGAAGCGCCACCUCCACCCUUCGAGCCUCAGCCACGUAGCUUUCCUCCACCACCUACUGUAUCAGACGACGUGCCUCCGCCUCCACCUCCGCCAGUGCCAACCACGGGUGCCCCAGUAACAAUCACAACCUCUAUUAUCUACGAAAAUGCCACAAUUUCAGCACCGCCUGUUCGUUACGCCAAUGCCACGAUCUCUGCACCCCCGGUACGAUACGAGCAGCCACCGCCACAGCCCUUGAACGAGGAACCAGAGUACUCUGAGCGUCCCGCCAAACGGCCCAAGAUAAGCAAGGCCGAGGCUAUGAUGGCGAAGAUGGGUUACGUCAAGGGGCAGGGUCUGGGCAAGAACAACGAUGGUGUUACAACCCAUCUGGAAGUCAAGAUCCGGAAACCUGCACCAGGUGGGCAAUCGAGCAUGUUCGACGACGGCGAAGGCAACAAGGUCAAGAGCGCGCAAGUCUGGGACGUACGUGGUGGCGAGAGGAAGAAGGACGAGCCAGGCAAGUUUGGAGAGGAGAGCUCCGUCGUCGUUACAUGGGGCUGCGUGGAAGGGGUUGAUUGGGGAAAGAAUGCGGAGAGAGAUGAUGGAGGCAUCAGGCAGGAAAUGGGAGAGAUCUUCAGCACAAAGUUUGGCCCCGUCGAGAGGUUACAUGUCGACGAGUCGAAUGCUGAAGGAGUGGUUUACAUACACUUCAAGUCGGUGCUGAGUGCGCUCAACGCUGUUAAUCGAUUUGACGAAGGUUUCCAGUACAGAGGUAGGAACAUUCGCGCACGCUACUACGACGAGCGCAAAUUUCACGCUGGCACAUACGACCAUUGAUAGCAACGCUACUCUGAUCAGCUAGAUCUGUACGAUUCCUAGGAUGGCCAAGUCUCUGAAAGCCGUUUGUAACAGUCACACAACUAGCGCCUGCCGGAAAUAGCUAUGCCUCACCUUCACUGUACACGUGUUACCAUCCUUCUAUGCUUGAAGCCUUCUUCUUCACCUAGGCCCUUCCCAGUCACGUUACUCAUCCUGCCAUGUCUGGCCUUAGCUCAUAGACAACGAAAUAUGCCUCACUUCGCUCUUGCCGCAAGAAGCACACUGAAGAUCCUGACAUUGAUGUCAAACCAGGCAGCAUCAUCCAGGGCUUGCUCGAUUGGCAGCCCAAAUUCUCGAGGUUUCAGUGGUGGACAAGGCG
Messenger RNA from Didymella exigua CBS 183.55, 2174 nucleotides. RefSeq lists its product as uncharacterized. The coding region runs from base 461 to 1813 and encodes 450 amino acids. Gene Ontology annotation, molecular function: RNA binding. Gene Ontology annotation, biological process: mRNA cis splicing, via spliceosome. Lineage: Eukaryota; Fungi; Ascomycota; Dothideomycetes; Pleosporales; Didymellaceae. Gene Ontology annotation, cellular component: precatalytic spliceosome. The record is from RefSeq and is a predicted model, not a curated record. The transcript is spliced from 3 exons.